Messenger RNA from Rhineura floridana, 7155 nucleotides. RefSeq lists its product as uncharacterized. Gene Ontology annotation, biological process: DNA integration; DNA recombination. Gene Ontology annotation, molecular function: DNA binding. The record is from RefSeq and is a predicted model, not a curated record. NCBI's taxonomy places the organism in Eukaryota, Metazoa, Chordata, Lepidosauria, Squamata, Rhineuridae. Bases 1974 to 5306 code for a protein of 1110 amino acids. The transcript has 2 exons.
UCACUGUGGGUAACAGUUCCACCUAUCGUGCGAAGGCAAGAAUGUUUUUGAAGUCAAGACUAGGGACGUCAUGCCCCUCCCACUCUCCAGUUCAUUCUUGCCUUCGUACGAACAAGAUUGGAAUUUCACGUAGCAUUUAGCUAAGUCUAUCUCUCUUUAAAACCUUUUUUCCUUUUUUCCGUUUUUUGUGUCUAGCCUACUGAGGAUCCCCUCAGAGACCGCGGCUGCGGCUCUCUUCCCCCUUUCCUCAAGGCUAUUUAAUUUCUUUUAUUUCCUUGACUGGGGGCUCCCUCUGAGACCGCGGCUGCGGCUCUCUUUGUUUUGGCAGUUUCAAGCCCCCUCCCCCCCCCCGGCUCUGUCGUAUCCGUAGCCAGGGGGCUCCCUCAGUGACCGCGGCUGCGGUUCUCUUUUUGAUCGCUUUUGAUCGCUUGUGAGGGAAGGGGAAUCCCCCUCCCUCCCCCCCCGAUCGUUACCACGGCUGCGGCUGAUCCGAUCUCUUGAUCGCUUGUGAGGGAAGGGGAAUCCACCCUCCUUCCCCCCCCCGAUCGUUGCUGCGGCUGAUCCGAUCUCAGCGGGAGCUUGCAGCUGCGGCUCCCGCUCUUACUCCUUACCGCAGAUUGCCCUCGCUACGUGGCUUAAAUCCCACUGCGAAGGGCUUUACAGACCGCUAUUGCGGCUCUCUCUGCGGCGGCUGCCGUUUUUUGCCUCUACCUGCCCUUCCAGAGUUUUUCCAGAGCCGCUACUGCGGCUUUCGGCGAGUCCGUGCUGUACAGCCCUUCUCCCAGUUCGCUUCCGACGGCCGCCAUUGCUCCUUCUUCCUCAGCCCCCUUUUGAUCGUUUUUUUCCCGCCCGUUUUUCUGGGCACCAUUUUUUGAAAUUCAAAAUUCCCGCCUUUUUCGUUACCAUUUUUUAAGCAUCGGAUACCUCCCCUGCAGGCUAUCUAUCUGUAUGUUUGUGUAUAUGUGCUGCUGACAAAUUUACACAAGGCUGAUUUACACACAUUUUUACUGUGGCUGUAAUCAUAGUGGCUGAAUUGUAUUAUUAAGGCUGGAGCUCCAAUCCUAGUGGGCUGGAUUGUAUUAUCAAGGCUGGAGCUUUAAUCCUAGUGGCUGGAUUACAUUAUCAAGGCUGGAGUUUUAAUCCUAGUGGCUGGAUUACAUUAUCAAGGCUGGAGCUUUAAUCCUAGUGGCUGGAUUACAUUAUCAAGGCUGGAGCUUUAAUAUCAGUGGCUGACUUGUACUAAAUCUGAUUUACAUUACAUAUCCUGCCCCCUAUGGGGCCGUGAACAAGCCAAAAACCCAGCCUACAGCACUAAUCUGAGUGUGCCAACUCUAAAACAGCCUAUAUUAUAUUAACGUUGAUACCUCUGUGCAUUCUGCCCCCUCUGUGGCAGUGCAUUCGCCAUCUGCCAGUGUAUCCUACCCCCUCCGUGGUAGUACGCUGUGCCAGUUCGGGUCUUUACAUCCUGCCCCCUCCGUGGCAGUGUACUGCACCCAGGUUCAUAUAAGAUGGCAGAACAGCCAGGCAUGUCACCAUCAACACACAUGGUGCCAGAUCAGCCAGACAUGCCACAAUCAGCCAAGCCACAACAUACUAACACGUCUAAGACCAGACAUGCCAAAGCACUGGCUAAGACAAAACAUCUUUCCAGCCAUAGUAAACCAAAGCGCCCUCGUUAUGUCUCUGUGCCAACAACCACCACAGCACAGACACACAUAAGUGAUAUUUUCCAUUCUCCUGCUCCUGCCUCUGACGAGGAAGAGUUUGUUGGCUUUCCCCCUCACGGUUCGCCUAACGAACCUACCUCUGGCUUACCGCCUCAGACAUCUGUUCCAAUAGCCCACCAGGCACAUACAUCUCACACAUCUGGUCUGCAGCUGUCUCCUGAUUUCCUCUCCCAACUCCAAGCCAUGCUGGCUUAUUUCACACAAAUGCAGUCACUACCAUAGGUUCCUGCCAGACCCCCACUCAACAUGGACCAACGUGCGUUCCAUGCUGCUCAUCCUUCCUGCUCGCCAGAUCCCUUCGAUUUAGCCAGAGGCAGAUGUACGGACGAAGCCUCGUAUGCGGAGGAGUUAACUUUCACUGACCAUGUUGAAGGAGACGACUGGAGCGACUAUUCAGAUCAUGAGGAGGAUACAUCGUAUCGCUUGUUCAAUACCUCAGAUUACCAACCGCUCGCACGUAGGGUACUUCAUACCCUUGGUCUCCAGACUGCGCCCUCAACUUCGUCCGCUCCAACUCUCAAAGGGGCCAAGGUCCUCAAAUCCCCUGCACCUACUGAACACUACAUCCCGGUGCCGGACCCAAUUGCCAAAUUAGCUUCCGAAGAAUGGGCCCACCCGCUCAAAGCUCGACGCUUCAAGAACAUGGCUGACAGACUUUACGCCCUAGCCCCAGACUUCGCCACCAAGUUAGAUGUCCCUGGCAUAGAUGAACCGAUCGCUCGCCUCGUUUCACGAUCUAUCUUGCCCAGGGAAGGGGAAUCCCACCUAAAAGAUACUACUGAACGUCGAAUAGACUUCGCCCUCCGCAAGAACCACGAGGCCACUGCCCUAGCCAUGCGUGCCUCUGCCUCAGCCUCCAUCUUCUCCAGAGCAUCUAUGAUGUGGCUGGAUGACCUUCUAGAGGAUGAUAACCCUGAUCCUGUCGCCUUCAAAAGAGCACUAUUGAAAUUACGUAAGACAGCAGCCUUUGUGGCCGAUGCCACUUUGGAUGCCACCCAAUUAGGGGCACGAGCCAUGACGACUCAAAUAGUCGCUCGUCGCACCCUCUGGCUUCGCCACUGGCAAGCUGAUUCAGCGGCUAGAUUGAACCUGUCCAAGGCUCCUUACUCCGGAUCUCUACUCUUCGGUGAGGAAGCUCUAAAGGCAGUUCUGGUUGAUCCAAAAGACGCCCACAAACCGGUUCUAGCCACAAUCAAGAACAUCGACCACAGGCCCCUCAGGCAAUUUCCCUCCUUUCGUUCUAACCAGCCCUUUCGAGGAACGCGACCAGGAGGACGAGGCCGCGAUUUCAGACCCUAUGAUUCCAACGCAUUCAGGGGCUCCUGGAACCGACGCCCCCAGGGCAGAGACCUACGGCUGGCUGGUCAACUUCGACAAAAGCCAUCUCCAACCAACCCAACGCCUACUACAUCUUGGGGCAAUGUUGGACACCCUGCAGGCAAUGGUCUUCCUGUCUCCAGAUUGCAUCACUGCCAUCACAAGCAUCGCAAGGUCCCUGAUGCAACAAACAUCCGCAGACGUCAUGCUUCUCGCCAGAGCGCUCGGGAUGUUUAUCUCCACAAUCCACAUUGUACCCUGGGCUCGAGCUCACACUCGGCCCCUUCAGUGGACUCUGUUGCCUUUUCAAAAAGACAUUGCCAGCUCCAACCAUCGCAAAGUUCGUUUGAGCCCCGCUCUGCGCCUCUCCUUCCGCUGGUGGACCAAGGUUCAACACCUCUCCAAGGGCACGUCGUUCAGAGAACCCCGCAGAACCGUCGUGACCACAGACGCCAGCCUCAUAGGUUGGGGAGCCCACUGCAACUCCCAGUAUGUUCAGGGGGUUUGGCCCAACGCAGAGCGAGCUCGAAGCAUCAACUGGCUGGAACUAAAGGCUGUCCACUUGGCUCUAUGUCAUUUUCAGUCUCUGUUCCCUUUGCAUCAUGUGCUCAUUCGAACAGACAACACGUGUGUAAAAUCACAUUUGAACAGACAAGGGGGCACCAGGUCUCGUCCUCUGCAGGACUUAGCCUCCCUCAUCUUUGUCUGGGCAGAACAACAUCUACAAUCCCUGAAAGCAGAGCACCUCAAAGGGAUUUUGAAUGUGACAGCAGACUGGCUCAGCAGACAACAGGUCUUCCCGGGAGAAUGGAAACUUCAUCCAGCCAUUUUCCAUCGUCUCCAGUGUCGGUUCGGCGCCCUCUCAGUCGACCUUUUUGCUUCCAGUCACAAUUGCCAGCUUCCCAGGUACUUUGCCCGAUACCUGGACUCAACAGCAGAAGCAGUGGAUGCUCUGACAACACCGUGGCCAGACGGUCUAUUGUACGCCUUUCCUCCCAUACCAUUGUUAGCCAAAACCUUGAGGAAGGCGCGAACCGAAAGGGCACAGCUGGUUCUGAUAGCACCAUUUUGGCCACGCCGUCCGUGGUUCUCAGAUCUUCUGGCAAUGUCAAUGAUGGACCCUUGGACACUUCCAGUAACGCCAGACCUCUUAUCCCAGGGUCCAGUACUGCACCAGGACCCUACUUGGCUCAAUCUAACAGCGUGGCGUUUGAACGGAGACACUUGAGGUCAGCUGGACUGUCUGACGCUGUGAUUGAUAUUAUUUUGGCCUCGAGAAGACCAUCUACCACUCGCAUUUAUCAACAUACCUGGGUGGCUUUCUCCAAGUGGUGUCAGUCCCACCACCACGACCCAUCCCAGGCCAAUGUGCACCAGGUGCUCCAAUUUCUCCAUAGUGGCUUUAUGACGGGACUUCGACCCAACACUCUACGUCGACAUGCGUCUACUCUGUCAUCCAUUCUCUCAGUGUCCUCUCCUGGAGAUCAUAUUUCCUCACAUCCGUUCAUCAAACGUUUUUUGAGGGGAGUCGCCCUACGCUCUCCGGCUGUUGUCCAUCGGUUCCCCUCAUGGAGUUUGCCGAAAGUUCUGCAGGCUUUGCAACGCCCUCCGUUUGAACCCAUCAGAACUGUGCCCCUACGUAUUCUGUCCUUCAAGGUCCUGUUUCUGAUUGCAAUCACAUCUGCCAGAUGCGUUUCGGAGUUGGGCGCAUUGUCUUCCGCUAGACACCUCUGCGUCUUCCAUAAGGACUCUGUUGUGCUGAAGACUGACCCUUCCUUUCGUCCCAAGGUCGAUUCAGUUUUUCAUUGCAACCAGGACAUUGUUUUGCCUUCCUUUUGCCCGAAUCCUACCCAUCCUCUCGAGAAGGCUUGGCAUUCGUUGGAUGUCCGGAGGGCUCUCAAGACCUACCUGUCUAGGACCCAAGAGAUUCGACGAACGGAGUCUCUGUUUGUAUCCUUUCAUCCAGGGUCUAUGGGGCAUAAAGUAUCCAAUCCUACCUUAUCCCGUUGGUUAAGGGCAUGCAUUACCUUAGCAUAUGAGUCCCUGAAGCUGCCAGUUCCUGCUAGUAUAACAGCUCAUUCUACUAGGUCAGCUGCCACUUCGGCUGCUUUUGCUACUAAUGCUCCUGUUGCCGAUAUUUGUAGGGCCGCAGUCUGGUCUUCCCCACACUCAUUUAUAAGACAUUAUAAAAUUGAUCGUUAUGCCUCUGCUGAUGCUUCUUUUGGCAGACGAGUGUUGCAACAGGUUCUUAAUGAGGAUUAACAUGUGGGUGGUCCCUCCCUAUAUGGGUUGCUUUGGUACAUCCCACAGUGAUGGCCCACUUCCUAUGGAAAAUGUAACAUUGGUCUCACCUGAAAGGUGAUUUUCAUAGGAAGGGGCCAUCACGACCCUCCCAGUUGGAGGAUGACUAGUGAUUUUAUCAAUGGGUUAUAUGUUAUUGUUUCCAUAUUAUAUUUAAAUGUAAGAGUGAAGUCAAGACUUUUAGUUCUGUUAUGUUAUGUAGUUAGGUUAGAGUCAUGUUGUUAUGCAUGUGACUAUUAUGUUAUUUUCCUGGCGGGCCUGUUGGCCUUGUUCUUGUAUUUUUAGAUAUCUCUUUUAGACUCGCUACGAAUGAACUGGAGAGUGGGAGGGGCAUGACAUCCCUAGUCUUGACUUCAAAAACAUUCUUGCCUUCGCACGAUAGGUGGAACUGUUACCCACAGUGAUGGCCCCUUCCUAUGAAAAUCACCUUUCAGGUGAGACCAAUGAUACACUCUUGUUUUAGGUGAACCUCCCAAACUGGUUUCUGUUUUUAGAAAAAGUAAAAUAACAGUCAACAGUAAAAAUAUAAUUAAAUACUGAAAACAGAAGACUUAAAUUGUAAAGUUAUCAAAAGUUAAUACACACAAAAAGCCUGGGUAUAUAGAAAGAAAACAGAGUUGGCACUAGGCAAGCGCCUUUGGGAGAACAUUCUCAACAUGGACUUACUACUACAACAGAGAAAGCCCUGUCAAAGGUCACCACGAAGGACCUGCAGAAUGCCUGGUUAAUACCUGGACAGAAUCAUGUGGGAGAAGGUAUUCCUUUGAGGUAUCCUGGAUCCAACUAUUUAAGGCUUUAAAGGUCAAAGCCAGCAGCAACUUGAAUUGGGUCCAGAAAUUAGUGCAGCUAUUUUAAGGCUAGUGAGAUGUGUUCCAUAUAUGUUUCCCAGUUUACUACCCUAGUUGCCAUAUUUUAUACUAACUACAGUUUAUGAGCCAUCUUAAAAGGCAUACCCACAUACAACACAUUGUUAGAACUACACUUGAGAAGGACUAGUAUGAGUUUCAAUAUUUGUUUUUAUAAUUUAUAAACCACCCUUCUAAUCUAGGUGGCUCCCAAAAAUCAGUAUAUAUGGGGAUAGUAAUCUGGACAUCCCUCCCGUUGUCAUGGACAGAUCACUGCUUGCUGAAGUUUAGACUUUCAGUGGCCUCUUCCCUCUGCAAAGGUGGGGGCAGAGCUUGGAAGUAACUCGUUAUUUUUAACGAGUUACUUUUAAUUCGUUACAAUUUUAAAUAACGAGUGGGUAAUUCCAUUACAUUUGGCAAGUAACGUAACGAAUAGUAAUUUCCCUACUUUUCAGCUUCAACUUUAACGUUUCCACGUUAGGUUGGACGUUACUUGGGGGCGGGAACAAGGGGAAGUCAGCUCCUGGCUGUGAUUGAUUAACCCAAGACAUGUGCCUCACACUGAUUGGACCUCUGCGCAGACUGUCUCUUCCCUCGUGAUCUGUGUUAGGAGGCACGAGGGAAGAGGUUGAAUAGGCAGGGGGAGCCUGCUAGCGUCUGACUCUGAGAGGAAAAAAUGGACGCCGGAGGAAAAAGCCAGGGCAAGGACAACAACGGAGGAGAAGGCUGCAGCAGAAUGGCGAAGAGCUGUGGAGGUGAGUGACGAUUAUUUGUGUGUGUGUGUGUGUGUGCCCCGGUGCGUGUGUUUUCGGCUGGAGUCUCUGGUUUUGGGGGGGCUCCGGCUCUCUGACUACCACCUCUUACUCUCUGGCCUCUCUGCUUCAAUUUUUCAAAAAAAUUAAGUUUCUAGGUGGUCUAAUUCCCGAGAUAUACACCAAAACGUAACCCCCCCCUGCAAAACUUUU